UGUCAACUCCCCUCCUCUGACGGAACUUUAUAGCCGGACACCAGGCGGAAGUGUUUUCUUCUUCUUCUUCUUUUUUAAUAAAACUCAUUUUUAAAAAAAAAAAAAAAAAAAAAAUCCCGUGAGUGGUAGGGUUGCGUUUCUUUGUGUUUGUACUGAGCUUGAAGACAGUUGUGUCGUGUCGUCAGAUAAAUUUUUGAGCUGUUGCAGUAACAAUGUUUUCAAAUGGGAAUUUCUCAGAGUCGAUCAUCAAGCCAAUAACUGCUGCUCCCGAACAAAUAUUUGAGAAAACUGUCGUCCAGUCCGAGGAAGACGUCGAUCAUCAGGGCAAACUGCUGGAUAUCACCUGGAAACCGGAGAUGAAGUUACACAAAACAGACCUCCCACAGCAACAUGUCUGCAUGAAGGAGGAGGUUCUCACUGAGCAGCAGCUCUGUAGCCAGGAGAGGAACUCUAGUUUGGACCAGGAGGAACAAGAACCUCCACAGAUUAAAGAGGAACAGGAGGAUCUACAGCCCCCACAGUUGAAAGAGGAAUAUGAGGAACCAGAAUUUAUACAGAUUAAAGAGGAACAGGAAGAACCAGGACCUGUACAGAUUAAAGAGGAACAUAAGGAACUCUGCAACCGUCAUUGGGAAGAGCAUUUUAUACUGAAACAGGAGACUGAUUCCUUGGUCGAGACUCAUACUGAUGAGGAAAGUGAGUACAGUGAACCAGAACCAAACAGUGACCAAUUCUUCUCUCGCAACUCUCUUUUAGCGGAGAGUCCAGAUCAAGAGGAGCUGAAUCCAAAGAAGAGCCGUCACAGUAACAAUGUAGGCAGCUCUCCCAUGUCAGAGAGUCAGUGUGAUACUGACACAAAGUACAUGACAUGUGACGUAUGUGGAAAAGCCUUUAAGAACAUUUAUAUACUGACGAGACAUUACAGAGUCCACACUGGUGAGACACUGAAUCCUUACAAUACAUGUGGUAAAAGUUUAAUGAAGGGAAGUGAUUUGAUUUUGCUCAACAGUAUUCACUCAGAUGGGAACCCAUAUUCCUGUGAAACAUGUGGGAAAAGUUUCAAUCACAAUAGGGAUUUGACUACACACAUGAGGACUCACACAGGUGAGAAGCUGUACAGUUGUAACUUAUGUGAUAAAACCUUUGCUCGAUGUACGUAUUUAGCUAAACACAAGAGGAAUCACACAGGAGAGAAGCCUUUCUCAUGCAAGACAUGUGGGAAAUGUUUUCAUGAAAACUGUGAGUUGGCUAAGCACAUGAGGACUCACACAGGUGAGAAGCCAUACGGUUGUGACACUUGUGGUAAAACCUUCACUCAAAGAAGUAUUUUAACAGACCACAUGAGGACUCACACAGGUGAGAAGCCAUUCUCUUGCAAGAUAUGUGGGAGACAUUUUCGUCAAAAUAUUGCUUUGACUAGUCACAUGAGGACUCACACAGGCGAGAAGCCAUACAGUUGUGACACAUGUGGUAAGACCUUCAUUCAAAGGAAUCAUUUAUUGAAUCACAUGAGGAUUCACACAGGUGAGAAGCCGUUCUCUUGCAAAAUAUGUGGGAAACGUUUUGGUCAAAAUACUGUUUUGACAAAGCACAUGAGGAUUCACACAGAUGAGAAGCCAUACUGUUGUGACAUGUGUGGUAAAGCCUUCAAUCAAAGAGGUGCUUUAACGGACCACAUAAGGACUCACACAGGUGAGAAGCCGUCCUCUUGCAAGACAUGUGGGAAAUGUUUCUAUAAAAAUAGUAUUUUGGCUCGGCACAUGAUGACUCACACAGGUGAGAAGCCGUAUGGUUGUGAGACAUGUGGUAAAAGGUUCGCUGUAAGUACUACUUUAACAACACACAUGAGGAUUCACACAGGUGAGAAGCCAUUUUCUUGCAAGACAUGUGGGAAAUGUUUCCAUCAAAAUAUUACUUUGACUCGGCACAUGAGGACUCACACAGGUGAGAAGCCGUAUGCUUGUGGCACAUGUGGUAAAGCCUUCGCUGUAAGAUGCAAUUUAAAGAAUCACAUGAAGACUCACACACGUAAAAAGCUGUCAUCCUGACAAUUGAUCUAAUUCUUUUCGAAGAUGUUGAUAUAAGGUUUGGAUUUCAGAUACAUUCUGGACAAACAUGGGGUAAUUUCCUCAAGAUUCUUAGUGCCGAGAGCUGCCCCUAGUGGCCAAAAUCUAACAACAGUCUUAGAACCUUGAUGUUUCAACAGUUUCCCCCGAAAAUUAAGAGUACAUCCUGGUAAAUACAAAGGGUAUUCGUAAAGAAUCUUGGCUCUUAAGAGAGCUUGUAAGGUGAGAUCUGAUUAGAGCACUUGGCUCUAAGAGGCAGGAGAGAUAUUCUCCUAACACUGAAUGACAGUGAGUUAAAAGCAAUAGGAUUGCGCAGGAAUCUGGCCUGUUAGAAAUCACAGACAUUGAUGAAAACUGUGCCUUUUUUACUGUUUUAGUACAAAAAUUGCCAGCAUGCUAAAUGAAUGUAAGCAAAUAAAUAUAACUAUUAGCAAGUGAUUAUUGUGCAUAUGGACCUGAGUUUUCAAACGUUGUUAGAUCAUUUUGUAACAAAUUUUCUUUUUAUGUAAAAUAGCAUUUGCAACGACACACUCUUCACAG
Molecule: messenger RNA, 2606 nt
Organism: Mugil cephalus (flathead mullet)
Lineage: Eukaryota; Metazoa; Chordata; Actinopteri; Mugiliformes; Mugilidae
Product: gastrula zinc finger protein XlCGF57.1-like
Exons: 2
Coding region: 213-2048 (611 amino acids)
Source: RefSeq, a predicted model, not a curated record